AUCUGCUCCCGGGUCCCCUCUGGGUCCCGCCACAGUUGGGAAGAGGGACCCAGCGCCCCGCCCCUGAGGCCCCGCCCUGUCCCGUCCCAGCUUUACCAGCCAGAGGUCUCGGGGGCCCGUAGGCCGCCGGCCGGUCUGGGCCCCCGCGAUGUCGCAUGGAUCGGGGCUCAUCCGGACCACGUGCAGCAGCGGCGGCGCGCCGGGGCCAGGCCAGCCCUCGGAGGGACUGCUGGACCGGGUGUACCCGCGCACCCAGGGUGCCUUGCUCAAAGUGGCACAGAUGGUCACCCUGCUGAUCGCCUUCAUCUGUGUGCGAAGCUCCUCCUCUUGGAUCGACUAUGGCACCUACAGCUUCUUUGAAGUCGUCACCAUCUGUGACCUGAUAAUGAUUCUCGUCUUUUACCUGGUCCACCUCUUCCGCUUCUACCGUGUGCUUACCUGCAUCAGCUGGCCCCUGUCGGAGCUCCUGCACUAUGUCAUCGGCACCCUGCUUCUUCUCAUCGCCUCCAUCGUGGCAGCCUCCAAGAGCUACAACCAGAGUGGCCUGGUAGCGGGAGCGAUCUUUGGGUUCCUGGCCAGCUUCCUCUGCCUGGCGAGCUUGUGGCUGUCGUACAAGAUCACCUGCAUAACCCAGUCAACAGAUGCAUCUGCCUGACAAGGCCAUCACCUCUGGUCCCCUCAAAAGGACCUGCAGGAUGUAGGCUCACCCCAGGAGGAACCCAGGCAUGGCUACGGACUGCUCAGAUGACAAGGCCAGUACCUUCCCUGGCUUUGCCAGGACACUGGGCUCCUGAGCAUCAAGCAGCUACAGCCUCCUUCGAGUCUGCCACAGAGAACAUUUCUCCACUCUGGGCUCUCAGCACCACUCAGGUACCAAGGAAGGACUGCACUGAGCC
Microtus ochrogaster (prairie vole) is the source of this 896-nucleotide messenger RNA. It is a transcript of the gene Cmtm7, whose product is annotated as CKLF like MARVEL transmembrane domain containing 7. The record is from RefSeq and is a predicted model, not a curated record. NCBI's taxonomy places the organism in Eukaryota, Metazoa, Chordata, Mammalia, Rodentia, Cricetidae. Gene Ontology annotation, cellular component: membrane.